CCACUUGUAGUCCGGAGGACUAGUGCUCAAUUCCGAAAUUAUGGAAAUGGAAUGUUCAAUGGUAGCCCCGGAUAUCAUGACAGAUAGAGAUGCACCAUCGCAAAUAAAUCUUCCACCCGAUGCAGAAUCCAUGACUCAAGAUGAAAUAAAUACACACAUAUUUUUCAUGGGCGAAGCUCUUGCCAUGGUAUGUUUUCCGUUUCUCUAUUUGUAUGACAUCAAGUUUUGAUCAAUUACAGGCAAAUCUGGCUCUCAACACCAAUGAGACACCCGUGGGCUGUGUACUCGUUGAUCCAGUCCUCAAGAAAGUAGUAGCUAGAGGAAUGAAUGCUACCAAUAGGAGCUACAAUGGGACAAGACAUGCAGAAUUUAUCGCUAUCGAUGAGUUGCUGUCUUCGAGUUUCAAGCUGGAUUGUGGGAGUGCAGAUGAAACUAGGGGGGCGAAAAGGAAGAGGGAAGAAAAUGGAAGUGAGGCCGACCAUGGACAAGGAGUUGGUUCUGAAAUUUCGAGACGUGGGUACGGGCCUGAAGAUAUGAAGAACUUGGAUUUAUACGUGACGAUAGAACCGUGUAUCAUGUGCGCGUCGUUACUACAACAGUUUGGAAUACGAAAAGUGUGGUAUGGAGCGGUUAAUGAUAAGUUUGGGGGGAAUGGUGGCGUUUUGAAUAUUCAUAUUGGUAAUGGGAAGUUCGAUAAUAAAGAAACUGCUGAGGAUAUAGAGGAAGAUAGUAUGGAGGAGACUGGUGGCGGCAAAAGAACACAGAAAGGGGAGGGUGAUUAUGAGGUUAGUGGUGGAUGGUUGCGAGAAGAAGCAAUUGUUAUCUUAAGGAGAUUCUAUGUGCAGGAGAAUGGAAGGGGUGAGUGACUGGUUUUACCUUUUUUCUACAUAUCGAUGAAGCUAAUGUGCUACAGCGCCCGAACCCAGAAAUAAAAAAGAAAGAAUAUUGAAGCUAGAGGUGGAGCCAAUGAUAGAUCCAAGAAUAAAGGGUGACGAGCCCGGUUGAAAUUGAUAUUUUUUUACUCUACUGUGUGGUUUUCAAAAGACCGGAGCUGGGCGGCGCAUGAUUUGGGUGAAGUAGACGGUCA
Molecule: messenger RNA, 1087 nt
Organism: Sclerotinia trifoliorum
Lineage: Eukaryota; Fungi; Ascomycota; Leotiomycetes; Helotiales; Sclerotiniaceae
Source: the annotation of a GenBank genome assembly